Molecule: messenger RNA, 1158 nt
Organism: Lodderomyces elongisporus
Lineage: Eukaryota; Fungi; Ascomycota; Pichiomycetes; Serinales; Debaryomycetaceae
Exons: 1
Coding region: 1-1158 (385 amino acids)
Biological process (GO): positive regulation of DNA-templated transcription
Cellular component (GO): nucleus
Molecular function (GO): transcription coactivator activity; zinc ion binding
Source: RefSeq, a predicted model, not a curated record
AUGCUGAAUAAGUCGAAAACUACAUCUGAACUAUUGAACAAAAACUCAAAGAAACCAAUAGAGCAUGGAGUGGCGAGAAAGAAGUUUACAGCGUUGCAGGAUAUUGAAACGGUUUUAAACGAUCUUGAAGUCAAAGGUUCGCAAGAAGAUAAUGCGAAUAGUAGUGGUGGAGUUCGUAGAGUCUGCAACUGUAUGGCAAGGCGACAUCCAUUAUUCGAAGUGGCCCCAAAUUGCUUGAAUUGUGGCAAAAUCAUUUGUGCAAAAGAGGGUUUGCAGCCAUGUUCCUUUUGUGGGCUGGAUAUCAUCCCAUCAGAGGAAAAAGACGCCAUUGUGAGAUUGCUUAAGCAAGAAGAAAAUGAGUUACGAAAUCCACUGUUACGUGCCGACAAACAAGUAAAUGGUGCUAGUACUCCAAAGGCAAAGAAAAAGAUUGUGGUGAAAAUGAACCCAGGAGAAAAAUUUUGGGAGGCGCAAGAUCGUGCUUUCAAGUUGGCUGAAAAAGAGUUGAGCAACCGUGAAAAAAAUCCUUUGGAGCAAGAAACUGAGUCAGAAAUAACACCGGUUACAUUUCCCGAGAGGUCAGAUACAUCAAGAUUGUUGAGCAAAGACAGCAAAAGCAUUGAUGACGAUUUGGUGCUGGCGCAAAAGAAAUUGGAAACAUUGCUUAGUUACCAAAAUUCAAGCGAAGAAAGAACACGGAUCAUUGAUAAUGCCUCCGACUUUGUACAACCAACGCAAUCUAUAUGGCUAUCUCCUGAAGAGAGAGCUUUGAUGUUGAAGCGCCAACAAAGGCUUGCUAGAGAAGAAAAGAAGGAAGAAGAUAGAACACGGCGCGGGGAAAAGCAAAUGGAAAUGAUAAUCAAGGAUGGAAAAGUGAAAAUGGUGGAACGAUAUAACCCGGUAAAAGAGGAUAUUUCUAAAGAAGAGCUUCGAUUAGAAGAAGAGGUGAAUAUGGCCAGACGGAAUCGAAAAACCGGUGAGGAGCUGCUAUGGGAUUAUGAAGCCGAUAAAAAGAAAUGGGUGAAACCCGUUUACUUUUCGGACAGAAAUGAAAACGAAACAACGACUAAUGCAGCCAGAGUGCCAGAUAGCUCUAAACAGAGAGUUCAAACUACGCAGAAUGUGGAUUCAACUGAAUUAAUAGUUUCCUUGUUGUGA